Molecule: messenger RNA, 564 nt
Organism: Ustilaginoidea virens
Lineage: Eukaryota; Fungi; Ascomycota; Sordariomycetes; Hypocreales; Clavicipitaceae
Exons: 3
Coding region: 1-564 (187 amino acids)
Biological process (GO): small GTPase-mediated signal transduction
Cellular component (GO): plasma membrane
Molecular function (GO): GDP binding; GTPase activity; GTP binding
Source: RefSeq, a predicted model, not a curated record
AUGCCUGCAGCACCAAAGCAGAGAAAGGUCGCGAUUGUCGGCAGUCGAUCCGUGGGAAAAUCCUCUCUUGCUGUGCAAUUUGUCGAUGGUCAUUUUGUUGAUAGCUACUAUCCAACGAUCGAGAACACGUUUAGCAAGACGAUUCGAUAUAGAAGCCAAGAUUAUGCUACCGAGAUUGUCGAUACAGCUGGGCAGGAUGAAUACAGCAUCUUAAACUCAAAGCAUUUUAUUGGCAUACAUGGUUAUAUGCUUGUGUACUCUGUUUCAUCAUUACCUUCGUUCGAGAUGAUCCAAGUAAUCAGGGAGAAGAUCCUCAAUCACCUGGGAAGCGAAUCGGUCCCAAUCGUAAUUGUGGGCAAUAAAAGCGACCUACGGCCCGAGCAACGUCAAGUAAGCCCCGAAGAAGGGAGGAAGCUUUCAGAGAAGUUCCAAUGCGGCUGGACCGAGGCGAGCGCGCGGUACAACGAGAAUGUCGGGCGCGCCUUUGAGCUCCUGAUUGCACAGAUCCAGAAAUCACAGAAUCCUGGCGAAGUUCCAGAAAAGAGUAACUGCGCUCUAAUGUAA